This is a messenger RNA of Fusarium musae, 1854 nucleotides long. RefSeq names its product pre-mRNA cleavage and polyadenylation factor (CPF) complex subunit (gene PFS2). The record is from RefSeq and is a predicted model, not a curated record. Bases 1 to 1854 code for a protein of 617 amino acids. Gene Ontology annotation, molecular function: protein binding. Gene Ontology annotation, cellular component: mRNA cleavage and polyadenylation specificity factor complex. The transcript is spliced from 3 exons. NCBI's taxonomy places the organism in Eukaryota, Fungi, Ascomycota, Sordariomycetes, Hypocreales, Nectriaceae.
AUGGCCUAUGAGCCUCGUGGUGAUCAUGGUGGUGGCCAGGGCCAGGAUGGGGCAUUUGUCAAGGUCCGAGGCAGGCGACCUGUGACUGACUAUGGCGCCACUAUAACACAUUGGCAACAUGAUCGUGCCCCCAGCUAUAAGGGAGGAUAUACUGGCGAAGCUGAGCGACCUAGCGUUAGCUAUAUCGUUGAUAUGCUUCCCCCUGCAGCGCGUGUCACAAAAGCUGCCGACAGUAUCCCUAUCAAGCACCUUCACUCUUCUCUCAAUAAGAUUAAGCAUCCCAUCAACGUAGUGCGGUGGACACCAGAAGGUCGAAGAUUAUUAACAGCGUCGACCAGUGGCGAGUUCACACUAUGGAACGGAACAGGCUUCAAUUUCGAAACCAUUAUGCAGGCUCACGAUUCUGCCAUUCGUGCUUUGGAAUAUUCACAUAGUGACGACUGGCUUAUCUCGGCGGAUCACGAUGGAGUUAUCAAGUACUGGCAGCCAAACUUCAACAAUGUUCAGAGCAUCAACGCCCAUACUGACCCUAUUCGAGACCUUGCUUUUAGUCCAAGUGAUUCCAAGUUUGUCACCGCAAGCGACGAUUCGACCCUCAAGAUCUUUGACUUCGCUCUGGGACAAAUGGAAUCCAAGCUUGAAGGCCACGGAUGGGAUGCAAAAAGUGUGGAUUGGCAUCCUACCAAGGGACUACUCGUAUCUGGUUCCAAGGACCAUCUUGUCAAGCUUUGGGACCCUCGUACUAGCCGCUGUCUAACGACUCUACACGGUCACAAGAGUACUAUAACAAAAGUACUGUUUGAAAAGGUCCGUGGUGCUUGUCUCGCCACAUCUGCAAGAGACCAGACCGCUCGUGUUUUCGAUCUUCGCAUGAUGCGUGAUAUCUGCCUUCUCAAAGGCCACGAGAAGGAUAUUUCCACUCUCACAUGGCACCCUAUCCACCCUAAUCUUCUCAGUACUGGUGGUAUGGACGGCUCGCUAUUCCACUAUCUACUCGAUUCACCAAACCCGCCUCCUGGCCAAUCUUUCACUGUUGCUCCUUACGACAGCCCUGACCCGUCGUCAGUAGCCGCCCAGUCGGUAUGGCCAAUGCACAAGGUGCCCUUUGCUCAUGAUUAUGCUAUUUGGUCCCUCGACUGGCAUCCUCUCGGACACAUUCUGGCAUCAGGAUCCAAUGACCGAAUUACGCGUUUCUGGAGCCGUGCUAGACCUGGUGAUACAGAUGUUUUCCAGGAUCGCUACCAUAUCGGUGAAGCAGCGGCCGAGGCCCAAGGAACCUGGGACCGCCGUGGUAAUCGUCGGCAGCGCCAGGAGGAGGAACAACAAGAGAUGGAAGACGAGAUGGACGCUCUUGUUGAUCAAGACGCACCGAAAGCUGCUGUUCCUGGACUACCUGGUAUUCCUGGACUGCCUCUUGGUGGAGGCCUACCCGGCCUUGGCUCAAGUAUUCCACCUCCUCCCAUUCCUGGUGUCGGUGCUGGCUCAGGAGCUCCUCCACCGCCUCUACCAUUCCCCUUACCUGGACUCAAUGGCGGUCCGCCUCCGCCUCCCUUACCUGGACUGGAUCCCAAUAAUCCUCCAGAUCCAGCUCAACUCCUCGAGCUUAUGAAGAAGGCCGGCGUGCCUCUCCCGCCACCAGGAGCUCUACCACCAGGAGCCUUACCCCCUGGACUUAUCCCACCACCGGGCAGCAUGCCUCCUCCGCCCGGGAGCUUUGCCAUGCCGGUCCCACCACCUCCCAUGCCGGGAUUCGAUGCCGACAAGGCAGAUGCCCGACGGAGAGCUCCUCUUCCCAGUCAAGAGGAGAGUUUGCGCCACGAACAACGACAAGGGAAAUACACGAGAGCGAGAUAG